CUCUGAUCUCUCUUCCUCUUCCCUUCUGGCUGUCGGAACCAAGUACCUAAUCCCAAUUAACCACUUCACUCGUUUUUACGUUUCCCCCCAACACAUUCUAACCAUAGUCUUUCGUUAUUUUUUUUAUUACCUCACCCUACCACACAGAACGUUAUCAGCAUAGUCCACAUCUCGAUUGGCCUACUCUACUAUUAUAUCAUCUACAACCCAUCUCCCCUGUUGUAUACCUUUUUUCAUCGCAAUCACAAACUUGUCUGUCCAGCCGUGUUUUUUUAAGUAGUUUCUGUGUUUUGUUUUUCUCUCACCCUGCAGACAAAACCAUAACACUCUUUUUGCUAUCCACUCAUUUCCAACUACCGUCAAUCGCUUACCCCACUAGCUGUGAACAAUUAACUGAUAAUCAUCCGAUCCGGUUGGCAUCGCAUUUCUGCACAUAUUUCAUCCGCCCACAAUGAAUUCCAAGACCCUUUCCGCCGCCUUUGGCAAUGAAAACGAUGUUAGAUUCAAGCAAAAAGAGUCGAUAAGCAAAACCCAGCCCAUCAGCCGUGUGGCGUUGGGCGAUGUUCCAAUUCCGGGCAAUUACAGAACCACCAGCGCCAUCGAGAGUUUGCGCAAAAUAGCUCCCCGCGUCCAGAUUUUCCUUGAUGACUCCAAGGACGAAAGAGCCGUCAAAGCCCAGAGAACCUAUUCACAACCACUGCAGUCCAGAGCUAUGCCCGAAGGACACGCUCCCUUUUCGCAGUCGUUUUCGCAUCCUAUCAAGCCUCAGGAGGCCGAAGAAGACCACACCGAUGACGACUUGGACUAUGAGAAGGAGAAUCAGUUACAAGGCUUUGAGCAUAUAACACAGUAUGAAACCUACGAAGCGCAGUUGGAGAAGCCCCAUCUGGAAUCGCAUCCGUUGGAGACCGCUCACCAGUACGGAGUAGACGAAGAGGGACAAGAAGCUGCUGCCACCUCCGACACCACACAACACUUUACACAGCCCGCCUCGGAGAUUGAUGAGUUUGAACCCUUGGAGCCUAAGUGGAAUCGAACCAUUUUCAACGAGUUGCAGGAUGUAGUGAAGGUCUUUUCGCGUGACACUUUGGACGAAGAAGACGAGGACACGUAUGAUGUCACCAUGGUGGCGGAGUAUGCCCCGGAGAUUUUCAACUACAUGCACGAAUUGGAGAUCAAGCUUUGCCCCGAUGCCCGCUACAUGGAGCAUCAGGACGAGUUGCAGUGGGGCAUGCGUGGCGUGCUUAUCGAUUGGAUUGUCCAAGUGCACGGCCGCUUUAAUUUGUUGCCUGAAACUUUGUUUUUGACGAUUAACUACAUGGAUCGCUUCUUGAGCAAACGUAAGGUGUCGUUGUCGCGUUUCCAGCUUGUUGGCAUUGUGGCAUUGUUCAUCGCGGCCAAGUACGAGGAGAUUAACUGUCCCCUGAUUCACGAAAUUGCCUAUAUGGUGGAUAAUUCCUAUACCGUCGAUGACUUGUUGAAAGCUGAAAGAUUCAUGAUCGAUGUGCUUGAGUUUGAGAUGGGCUGGCCCGGCCCAAUGUCCUUCUUGAGACGUACCAGUAAGGCUGAUGACUAUGACUACGAGACCAGAACGUUGGCAAAGUAUUUCUUGGAGAUUACCAUCAUGGAGCCAAGGCUUGUCGCGUGCCAGCCAUCGUGGUUAGCCGCCGGGUCGCACUAUUUAUCCCGCCGUUUGCUUAAUCGUGGCACUUGGACCCCAGCCCACGUCUACUACUCCGGAUACACCGAAUCGCAGUUGCGUCCAUUGGCCCAGUUGUUGCUAGAAGCUUGUCGUAACCCCGAAGUCCAUCAUAAGGCGAUCUAUAACAAGUACUUAGAGAGAAGAUACCGCCGUUCUGCUGCUUUUGUCCAGGAGUAUUUCCAGGCAGUGGCAGAUGAGGAAGCCUCGGAAGAGGAAUCGGAGUUUUGAAUCCGUUCCAUGAUAAUGAAUUUUGUUCGGCAUUGUUUAGUUUAACACGUUCCACUUGUCAAAAAGGGCAGCGUGGGAGGAAAAAA
Messenger RNA from Babjeviella inositovora NRRL Y-12698, 2016 nucleotides. It is a transcript of the gene CLB4, whose product is annotated as B-type cyclin. The transcript has a single exon. Lineage: Eukaryota; Fungi; Ascomycota; Pichiomycetes; Serinales. The record is from RefSeq and is a predicted model, not a curated record. Gene Ontology annotation, molecular function: cyclin-dependent protein serine/threonine kinase regulator activity. Bases 452 to 1930 code for a protein of 492 amino acids. Gene Ontology annotation, biological process: mitotic cell cycle phase transition; regulation of cyclin-dependent protein serine/threonine kinase activity. Gene Ontology annotation, cellular component: centrosome; nucleus; cytoplasm.